Molecule: messenger RNA, 3711 nt
Organism: Eptesicus fuscus (big brown bat)
Lineage: Eukaryota; Metazoa; Chordata; Mammalia; Chiroptera; Vespertilionidae
Gene: CRK
Product: CRK proto-oncogene, adaptor protein
Exons: 3
Coding region: 133-1047 (304 amino acids)
Molecular function (GO): protein binding
Source: RefSeq, a predicted model, not a curated record
GCCCGCGGCCUCCGCCGCCAUUUCGGGCGCUGCUGUUAGGCUGAGAUCCGAGCCGGUCCGCUGGGCGGCGGGCGACGGGCUGGAGGGACGCGCGCGGCGGCGGCGGCCCUGCGUGUAGGCACCGAGGCGGCCAUGGCGGGCAACUUCGACUCGGAGGAGAGGAGUAGCUGGUACUGGGGGCGGCUGAGCCGGCAGGAUGCGGUGUCGAUGUUGCAGGGCCAGCGGCACGGGGUGUUCCUGGUGCGGGACUCGAGCACCAGCCCUGGGGACUAUGUGCUCAGCGUCUCCGAGAACUCGCGCGUCUCCCACUACAUCAUCAACAGCAGCGGCCCGCGCCCACCGGUGCCACCGUCGCCCGCCCAGCCUCCGCCCGGGGUGAGCCCCUCCAGGCUCCGAAUAGGAGAUCAAGAGUUUGAUUCAUUGCCUGCUUUACUGGAAUUCUACAAAAUACACUAUUUGGACACUACAACGUUGAUAGAACCAGUUUCCAGAUCCAGGCAGGGUAGUGGAGUGAAUCUCAGGCAGGAGGAGAUAGAGUAUGUGCGAGCCCUCUUUGACUUUAAUGGGAAUGAUGAAGAAGAUCUUCCCUUUAAGAAAGGAGACAUCCUGAAAAUCCGGGAUAAGCCUGAAGAGCAGUGGUGGAAUGCAGAGGACAUGGAAGGCAAGAGGGGGAUGAUUCCAGUCCCUUACGUGGAGAAGUAUAGACCUGGCCCCGCCUCAGUAUCGGCUAUGAUUGGAGGUAACCAGGAGGGUUCCCACCCACAGCCACUGGGUGGGCCGGAGCCUGGGCCCUAUGCCCAACCCAGCGUCAACACUCCGCUCCCUAACCUCCAGAAUGGGCCCAUUUAUGCCAGGGUAAUCCAGAAGCGAGUCCCUAAUGCCUACGACAAGACAGCCUUGGCUUUGGAGGUCGGUGAGCUGGUAAAGGUUACGAAGAUUAAUGUCAGUGGUCAGUGGGAAGGGGAGUGUAAUGGCAAACGAGGUCACUUCCCAUUCACACAUGUUCGUCUGCUGGAUCAACAGAAUCCUGAUGAGGACUUCAGCUGAGUAUAGCUCAACAGUUUUGCUGACAGAUGGGAACAAUCCUUUUUUAUUUUUUUCCUUUCCAGUUGCCAUCUAUACAUUUUUUUUUUUUUUUUACAGAUGUCAGACACAGUCUAGUUUAUAUAAGUGUUCUGUUACCUGUGAUCAUUUUUAGACUGAACUACUACAUCCCUAGUUCCAUUUACCACGUUCAGGGUACAAAACUGGAGGGCUUUGUGUGUUAACUUCUGAAUUGGACAUUUUAGGUGGUAGCUGCCAUGCCUGAGUGUAUCAGAGGGAUAGGUAGGUAUCUUGCCUCCUUUCUCUCAGGCAAUGCAAGUCAACCUGUGGAAAACUGAUGGACAGGAGAGAAGUGUUGCACACUACCUACCCUGAUUUAUCCAAUGGUGGUUUUUUUUUCCUUCUGAAACCAUCCUAUCAAAUGGCAAUAGACUGUUCCCUUUCACCCCCAGAAAGUAAUCAUGUACCAUGUGAAUUAUACGCAGUGGGAUUGCUUUUUCAUUUAUAGAACAUGACCAUUGUAUGACUCAUUCUGACAGUUCAAAUCCUGAGAUUUCUGAGGACACUACUAAAGGCAUUUUCUUCCUUCUAAGUCAAUGCUUCAUACUUUUUCUUGGGAUUCUUUGAGCCCUUGUCAUCCUUUUCCGCAGAUAGGUUAAUUCUCAUGAAAAGUGUUUAUUUUCAUUCCAGAUGACAAGCAGGAUGUGCAGAGCACUUUAUUCAGUGCAUAGCUUUAAGCCAGUAUUGGGUUCACUGAGUGGACAGCCACACUCAGCUCUCUGCCUUUCCUCAAGGGGUCAUAGUAGGUUCACACUGCUAUUGCAGCUAAACAGAUUCCUGACUAAUGGGAUCCAGCAGGGACAUUUCUCCUGAGAGCCAGUAUCCUGUUAGGGGGUUCUUUGGAAUUCUUAGCUUCUACUUGGAGUGGAAGGACCAAUCACUUAGAAUAUUCCAUAGAAGGUUGUGUGGCCAAAUUCUGCCCUUUGCUUUAUGUGCAACUUGUAUAAGUCAAGUUAAAAUUACAUGAGUUUGGAGAUAGGGUUAGCACUUUGAAAAAUGUUUGAACCAAUCAUGAAUUACUUAGGUAUUAUUCAUUUCACAUUGCCAGAACAGUGCAUGAAGUACAUUAUAUUAUAAACUGCCUUCAGUUUUGGGUCUUUAUGUUGAAGUUUAGUUUACAAAUCCUUUUAAGUACAGAAUGGUUUAUAUGGGGUCAGGUGCUCCAAAAAAUAGAUUUCUGAGACCAAAAAUGAUCUAGGCUAUAUAGACUACAAUAUGAAACUUUCAAAGCUAGCUUCCAGUCUAGGAAGGCAGUAACUGGUAUAUGGUAUGAUACAACCAAUAGAAACACUUUAUAUUUUGCUUAGGGCCUCAUUUUAGAAAAGAAACGUAUCUUUCUAAUUCUUUUGCAUAGGUAAUGAUUAAUUUGCAUUUUUGGCGUGCACCAAAUCAUGAUAUCCCAGUGACUAGCACAAUGUCUGGCACAGUUGAUGUGCAGAUGUUUGUGUGAGUGAAUGAGAGGAAUGCAGAAGCUCAUUAUAUGGCGCAGGGAAGCCAACUGGCACAGGAUUACAUACAUUACCACAAGUAAACUAAUGCAUUGACGCUAAUUUAAUGUAUUUUUACCUCACACUAAGGUAAUGCUUGAUAAAGACAUCAAUGCUCGACUUUUUAAAUCCUAGCAUAGUGCUAUGCACACAGUGGGUGCUCAUUGUUGAAUGAACAAAUUUGCAAUACUAGACUUAAUUUCACCUGACUACUCUGUUAAAUUUUCAGUUAGAGCAUAGAUACUGUAAAAUCCAAAUAAGUACACAUUAAAUCUUGUUUUUCUGAAAGUAUGACAUCUAAAAUAUUUGUAGAGAAACCUUGUCACAACUGCUUUGAAUAUUUGUAUUUUCUUUUGCCUUUGACAUUAUGAUAUUGGCUUGUAAUGUCUCUUUUCAUCUUAUGGAAUAUUAGUGGAACAUGCACCUCUACCCAUAAUUAUUUUUCAAUGAUGGCUUGUCCAAAGCCAUUAUAUGAACUGUUGGGUUGGAUUUGGCUUGAUGUGGUAGUUGUUGGACCUUGAGAAAUCAAAGGACUUCUUAAAAAUAUCUUCCAAAAACCAAUACUAGAAUCCUAUUCAAUUGCAUAUGUACAUUGUCACAAAGCAAAGUAAACUGAAAUUGGCUGCUAUAUUUUAUAUAAUAUAAUCAUUUCUGCAAAAGCCCAAUUUUUGGAUACUAAUAUUUGACAUGGUUAAUUCUUAUUAAUUUGUUGGAAUUGUUUAUUGUUAAUAAUGCAAAUAGAUAAUUUUUAAUUAUCCUUAAGUAACAUUUCAUUAUUAAUGGUUUGAAAUGGGUGACAAGCAAACCAAUUUGAAAUAAAAAUAUGAACAUGUGCCAUUGUAUUAUAACACUAUACACUUUCUUGACAGUAAGAUUUUGAAAAAAUGUUUUUUUUUGUAGCAUGUAUUGUAUAUGUUUAUAGUAUAUGUAGUAAAUAAAAAUAUGGCCAAAUAUUUGGCUUGGUGAUCUUUUGAAGAAAGUAAUGUUUGAAUAUUUUUCACAAAAGAGCUAAAUCUGUUAUGCUUAGGGAAUAAGAGGUGUGUGCACUCAGCCUACAAUCAUGUAAUGAGAAACAAUUGUUCCGUGGAUACUCAUUAAAGCUGGGAUUAAUCACUGGUGA